AGAUACCACCCCCCCCUCCCGACGGCUUCCUCGAAGCAUGAUUGCAGUACCCGUAAUAUACCGAAUUUCGUCCCAGUAUGUGCAACAUUUAAAAAUCUGUGGCAAUGUGUUUUGUCUCCGGACAACAUUCGGUCGUGGCCGCGUUCAUUAAUUCCUAUUUCUCGUUCCGAUGAUUUUCUUGACAUAUCCUUCCAUCCUGUGAGAAAAUGAGUUCGAAUCAAGGCAGCAAUUCCGCCGUUGUCACGGGAAGCAACGGGGAUGGCAGCACAUCCAGCGAGAACACGCUUCUGUUCGGGCUUCUGAUCGUCGUGGCGGUGUCGGUGAUCGGAUGUUUUUCCUAUUGUUCCACCGGAACCAUGAACCGCGUGGCCGCCGUGAUCAGCAUCACGUGUGAGCUGGUGUGCGACAGCUGCACGCAAGGCUGCCGCAAGCGCAAGCCCCGUCGGCAUGAUUCCCCGUCUUCCAACUCUUCUUCCGGUUCAAGAACGGGCGCGGUGGAAUCUUCUAGGGCACCACUCCGAGGAGAUAAUGCUGCUGGUGCUGACGAGGAACCCGAACCGGAAGCUGAUGAGGAGACCGGCAGGAUCAAUCACUACGAACAAGAAAACCCCGACGUCCAGACCGGGGGUCCGGUGCAACUCGAGCUCGCGACGCUCACCGAGCACCGCGCCGACGAUGGUGCAACAACCUCGACUUUGACAGACACUGCAAAGAGAACCAGCAGUCCCGGUUCGCUCAGACAACUGCUCCCGCUCACGAUAAAAACUUCUCUCGCCAGCGCCGUUUCAUCCGACGAGAAGCAGGCGGUCGGGGAAAAUGGCUCCGCGGGAGCGGUAGGGGUAGACGUUCGCGCGAGGGCGGAGGAUUCAAUUGUGAUCACGAUUAUCGACGAUUGCGACGCAGUCAACGAGCAAGAUGCUCGGGGAGGUGGACCGGAAACUAAAAUUUCCAAUGUGCUGCCGGAUGGUGUCGGUGACGAAGCAAACACCACGUCCGCCGCAGAGAAGACAACAGAGAUGAGCAGUGAUCACAAACAAAAAGUACCCCACGCGCAUGACAAAGAUGCGUCUUCGGUUGUUGAACAAGUGCUAGUACCCCAACAUGGACAUGCAACCGGGAGUCGCGACAUGCCACUGGCGUUGCGGCCGAAAGAAGAACACGCCGGUGGCGCGGACACGCCGGCCGCCGCUUCCGUCGCCGCCACCUCCGUGGCCGCCGCGUCCGCCGUCCCUUCGGCAGUGUUUAGCGACCUCCGCAGAGACGAUGAGGAGUGGGCUGCAAGCACGCUGCAAAUCCGCGGACACUACGUGCUAAACGAGUGGGUCCGAAAGGAAUCCGUCCUCGCGGUUGAUCCGCCACUGGUGCCGCUUACGCGAACCUUUGCAGAGGAGCUGGCGUUGACAGUGGACGAGAUGAAGCGAAACCGCAGCAACCCAAGCACGCCGAAGAGGUCGGCUACCCCGAAUCGUUCCGUCACCCCGAAUCGAGGAACCGCUACAACUCCAACGAAAGCCGGCGCUACAACGCGCACCGCCGACGUUGAGGAAAUCGGAGUCGAAGAGGCGGAAAUAAUGAAGCUACGGAGCGAGCGCGAAGCUGCCGAAAAGGCGAAGCUGCGUGCCUUGAUCGCGGAAAUGUCAUCGCCGAUUGGCGCAGCCCUCGGCUUGAACGCUGCGACGCCGUCCUCUACUGCGGACCUCCCGGGCAAUAAAGCUACCGGACAGUUGGUUCUGGGCCCGAAAACGUCGACCUUUGGUCGUGGCGCAGAGACGCCAAGCGGCCGGUCCGAGCGGAGUUACAAGAGUGAGGGGCUGCAGUUUGGCCCGCAGACUCCCCGUCCGCAGGCGCGCCUCUCCGUGACCGACGACUUGUUGCUGAAGGCGCUGGGCAAACUGGAAGACGACUGGUGGCUGCGCAGGCCGGGCGCGGAGGAAACCACCACGGGGGUCGACUCCUCCGGCAGCGGCAACAACAGCGACUCCCCGUCGACCAGCAAUAGUAACACGAGCAACAGUAACAACAGCAAGGAGAACUACAAGUCCCGCGCCGUUGGUCUGGGCAACAGCACGCCGCGCCCAAGCAGCUUGAUGCUCGAGCCGCUCACGAAGCACACGUCCAACAAGUGGCUGAACAAGUUCGCAGAACCCGAAACGGGUAUCGCGCUCACCUUCAACUACAACAUGAACUUCCCGAGCCAAAACUACAACUACCCGAUCGAGCCCCCGAAGACGAGUUCGGAGAAGAAGAAGCGGCUCAAGCUGAUUAACCAGCAGAUGGCCCCGGAGAUCACCGAGGACGAGACGGAUCCCUUCAACCGUAUCUGGCUCUCCAACUCCUUCUCUACCGAAUUUCAGCGCAACAGCGAGGCCCUGACCGAGGCUCGCAGCUGGCGCGCCCUGCACCGCGAGACCGUGGAGAACCGGCAGCUGCGCAAGAUGGUGGAGUCGGUGGACAUGCUGCUUGCCAUCUCGCAGGAGAAACUCCGCGACGCGGUCCUGAAGCAAGACGUGGCGGUCACGACCCCGAAAAAGACGCCGCGAACGCCGACUUCUGAAAUAGCGGAUGAACCAGAAACUUCUACAAGUCGUCGCGCCGCCACGCCCCCGGCAGCUGCCUUCCCACCUUUUUCAACGUCUUCCGCUGCGGGUGCUGCAAUUUCGUUGGACCAGCAGCGCGUGGCCGCAGCUGUAAACUACGCCGCGGACGAGAAGAAGUACUUUCCGAUAUUACAAUGAAAAAUGCCCCCACCCCAGCUCUUGGUAGCAUUUGUAUUGCAAACCUUUCCAAUGUAUGGAAACAUUCCCCGUCUUGCAUCUAUCAGCAUCACAAAUUUUCCAUGCUGAAGAGCGCAAAUUUGUGAUGCAAUGGAGCCCAACAGCAGGCGGAUCUCUGAUGCAAAAGAUACCUUGCACAACUAGACUCUGCAUCAGAAAGGCUUGUAGUGGUCCUUUCAUGCAAGACAAAAAGCUUUCAUAUUCAUUUGGAAACUUUGCAUGAGAAACUUUUGCAAAUUCCGGGGUGGGGGCAUUUUUCACUUUGAUAUCCGAACGUCGUGCAGCAGCAGAUCCUCGCCGACGUCAAGUGGCAGCAAGAGCACGAAAACAAGCACACGAACACAAACCAGGAACAUCAAAGUUCAGCUACGUCUUCGUCCGCUGAAGCCGACGGUGGACGACGUGAUGAAGAUGAUCAUGACCAAAACAUUCUGGACUGGUCGUUUGGCCAAACCGCGUCGAGGUCGUCGCGAACGCCCUUUCCCUCGCCGAGCGCGAUCCAAAAAUUUGGUGGAGACAAGAACGCGGAUGUUGAGAAACAAGCAACACGUGCGGCGUCUCAUCACCUUGGUCUUGAUGUCACCAGCGAGAAGGCAGCAAAGAAAGCUGCUGGCGGUCAUCUGCAAAUGGAACAACCUGGCGACGACGGCGAGGCUGUUCGCGAGACCUGGGUCUUCGAUGUAGUCUCCGCGGAGAAUCUGCAGGAAGACCCGGAAGAAAACGGCCGGCGUUCUUCCCUAGCGGUGGAUGAGAUCGAGGAACUUCAACCUUCGGCAGCGACCGCUCCCACGACACCUCCUCGGCCGCCAGGGAAGAGCGCUACAAAACGGCGUAUCACGAGCGAGCCAGAAGCUGCCUCUCGACGACCAAGUGAAGAGCGCGGCUUUGCCACAGAAGUGCUAUCAGACCACUCGGACACCACGCGAGGCAGAGCCGUUUCGCAGCAAGAGCAGCACGAGGACCACCACCACGACCUUCAAUUGCAGUCUUUGCCGGCGCGUAGCAGCGUUAUUCUUGACUUAGACAACGCACCGGGUCGUACACGCUCGAGCACCAUAAUCGCUGAGCAAGGCGAGGAAGUAGACGAAUUUGCCUUUGCACGAGAAGCAGAGGAGGAGCAGGAGGACGACAAAGACGAAGGAAGCAGCGACCAUGAGGACGACGAUUUCAGCGAAAACAAACACUCGUCUGGUUCUGAAAACGACGAAGAUGGUGCAGCGGUCUCAUCCUCGUCUUCCUCCGCUGAUCAAAGUAAUGGAUCGGAAACAUCAAUCUCCUCCAGGAGCAAAGCGAACUCCGAACAAAACGUGCUGAUUCACGAGGAUUCCCCGGCGGAUGGUCCGGACGCUGCCUCGGAGCAGGACUUGGUGGACCUCCCGGACGACGAUAUGGACUUGCGCAGCGAGGACACCCAGCAUACCGUCUCGCAGUUCAGUGACAGCCAAGCCGACUACGCCACCGAGGCUUCGUCCGACGUUCUGAUUCGCAUUAACACGGCACUGCUGGAGCCCAGGCUUGAGCGUUUCGCGAGUGCGUUACCCGGUACGGAGGCAGAUUGGGAGGGUGCUGAGGAUUCCGAGAACAAUGAAGAGGAGGAUCUGCUUAGCGCAAGAUCGGAGUAGAAGAAGCAAGUUCUUUCACAUAAUAAUUUAUUAUGUGGGCGGGAAGAGUGAGAACAAAAUGGAUAAAAGAAUUGCGAAAAGUUGUAAGCUGCCAGAUGCGAAGACGGAGUGAUGAUGACACAUUGACUUCAUGCUUACACUCGCGCACAGUUGCAAGUCAAUGUUGCGAAUCCUUUUGCUUCGAAGCGCCCGCCGUCUUGAUUCUCACGAAAGAAUCUACAUGAAAUUUGUCAGACGCCCACACACUGACUGGACACCCUGGGCGUUGCAUGUGUGUGCAUGCCGUGGUGGAGAUGGAACCAAACCAUACCUGGAUUGUUCUCGUACUCAGGAUCGAUGAAACCACACCAGGAACGCUGAUUCAGCCUACAUUGAUCGAGUAAGGCUUAAGUUUUCUGCAGAGCGAAAAAG
Molecule: messenger RNA, 4807 nt
Organism: Amoebophrya sp. A120
Lineage: Eukaryota; Dinophyceae; Syndiniales; Amoebophryaceae
Source: the annotation of a GenBank genome assembly